Molecule: messenger RNA, 2246 nt
Organism: Rhagoletis zephyria (snowberry fruit fly)
Lineage: Eukaryota; Metazoa; Arthropoda; Insecta; Diptera; Tephritidae
Product: protein msta-like
Molecular function (GO): protein binding; electron transfer activity; heme binding
Source: RefSeq, a predicted model, not a curated record
UCGCGUUCAGGUUGCUUUUGACGGCACUUUGGUUUGGUCUUUUCACGCGUAAUCGCAUGUCAGCACUCGUUGCGGGGCGACGUACUUCAUAAGCCAUCAACAUUUUAGAGCGUUUGCCUUUCGUGCGGCAACAUUCACGCGUGUGGUGACAUUAGUUAAAAACAAUACAAAAAAGAAGACAAAAAUAAUGACCAUAAUACAUACCAGCGGAUCGCGAACAUACGUAGUCUUGCUGUUGGCGCUCGUUAGGGCACGAGCCAUAGUAGUCGCGCGAAUUCGGUGUUGUGCGGACCUAAAGCGCUUCGCAAAAUUAUAAAAGACAGCAGACGCGCAGCCAAUAUAUAAAAAGUAAACUCACGUGUGUUUGAAGAAAAAACAAAAAACAAAUUACUUUAAAAUUUUGCGUGGAUUUCUCUAAAGGACAAGUGCUCCGUCGCCAACCGAGCAAUGGCCACUCCCGAAGAGUUGGCGCGCCUUGUUGCCAUACAUCUGCGCGAUCUGCAGGACACCGAACCGAAUUGGACCGUCGCGCAUUCCGAUGUCGCAGGCCGCGGUGUUUUUGCAACGCGUGACAUCGCCGCCGGCGAAUUGCUAUUCCGCGAAUGUCCGCUCGUUGUCGGUCCUACCGCGCGCAAAGGUUCCAUACUCAAUACCUGCGUUUGUUGUCACAAGCUGCUGGCCGUCAAGGACUUCCUCUGCAAGCGCAACUGCAUGCUGCCCGUUUGUGAUGCGUGCGCCGAUUCCGAGAAGCAUCGCGCCGAGUGUGAGCACUUCCAGCGUUGGCAGCCGGUGGAGCUAAGCAAAUUAGUGGAUAUGUGUGCUGAUAAAAGCGUCGGUCCACCACUGGUAAAUCCCUACGCGUUGCGUAUACUCACAGCCGUGCGUGUGUUCUUCCUCAAUCCCGAACAGCGCGCACUAGUCGACGCUAUGCAAGCAAAUGCUGAACGCGGCUAUCGGCAGGAGAUCAUCAAAGCGGCGCAGAGUUUUCGCAAAUUCCCAACUACAGAUAAACCCUUCAUGGACAAUCUAUUUCGCAUUGUAGGCGUACUAAAUACGAACGCCUUCGAGGCACCAUGCCGUGUGGGUGAACACGAGACACUUUUGCGUGGUCUAUUCCCGUUGACGGCGAUCAUGAAUCAUGAAUGCACGCCCAAUGCGAGUCACUACUUUGACAAUGGACAUUUGGCGGUAGUGCGUGCGGCGCGCCAUAUUCCCAAGGGUGCUGAGAUCACAACCACAUACACAAAGAUAUUGUGGAGUAAUCCGACACGUGGCAUUUUUCUAAAAAUGACUAAAAAUUUUGUGUGUGAAUGUGUGCGUUGCAACGACAGUACGGAGAACGGCACCUACUUGUCUGCGCUAUUUUGUCGCGAACAAGGCUGCAAAGGCAUCGUCAUACCGGUGGAAACGAAGACCCUACAACCGGAUUGGCGUUGCCUCACCUGUGAGACAAUCUCCCCAAACACGAAAAUGGCACGCUAUCAGGACUUUGCAUUGAAUACGAUCAAUAAUCGCAUUAACAAGAGCACCGUACACGAUCUGAUCAAUUUCAUAAACGAGAUGUGUCCACGCUUUUGCCCGCCAUCGAAUUAUGUGUUAAUCGAGGCUAAAUUGAAUGUAAUUUGGCGCAUGCUACGCAUUAAAGACGAAUUCACCGAAGAAGAAAUGCAGCAUCGUGAUCGUUAUCGCGAAGAGAUACUCGAGGUAUUGGACAAAUUAGGUGCUGGAGAUUGUACGUUGAAAAAGUUGAUCACCAAUGAGAUACCAUGUUAGCGACGAAUUGGGAGUGUGAAGAAUGCAGCGUGCUGAGACGUUGUGUUGGCAGAGAGAGAGUGAGAAAGAGGGAUAGCGGCAGAGAAUUCUCGUAUUAAUUGCAUUAAGAAGUGUGUUUGUGUGGUAAUUAAAAAUCGCAAUGCAAAAUUACUUUCAUUCAUUAUUGUUGGAUGUACCAUUUCGAAUAGCAAGUAAUAAUUUAUUCAUGUAAUUUGCCACUGUUUAUCUAAAAUCUAGUCAGCUUUUGUGCAUCUGCGAAUUUUUGCGACGGAUUUAUGUAGUACUUGUGUGUAAACACUUAAUUAUUUAUUACUAAAUAGUUUUGCCUUAAAAUUUAUAUCUAUGCGAGUAUGUACAUCUAUAUAUAUGUAUGCAUAAAAUUACAUGUUUAUGUUUUUUUUUUCUAAAAUUGUAUUUCAUACAAAGUCUGAACUCAUUAGAAGAAGCCCAAUAAAAAUAUUCGAAUAAAAAAU